Molecule: messenger RNA, 1115 nt
Organism: Spodoptera exigua (beet armyworm)
Lineage: Eukaryota; Metazoa; Arthropoda; Insecta; Lepidoptera; Noctuidae
Source: the annotation of a GenBank genome assembly
UGCUCUAUGGUUGAAAGUGAUCGGACAGAGUCGACUGUACUUAUUUGUGUAAAAUAAAUUAGUAAAAAUAUUCUGAAAAGUAGUAAGAGUAGUGAUUUACGUUCAAUGGUAGUAAAACUUGAGAAAUAAAAUAAAGUGUAACAUAUCAUCGUAUUGUUAGCAUCAAAAUGGCGAUGCAAUGCCAACUAUGGAUGGGCAGUCUGGAGCCCAACAUGACAGAGAGCUUCAUCAUGGCUGCCUUCAAUAGAAUGGGACAGCGGCCAUUGGCCGUGAAAGUAAUGCGGAACAAAUUCACUGGAGAACCAGCUGGAUAUGCAUUUGUGCAUUUUCAGACAGAUGAAGAGGCAAUAGAUGCCAUGCAUAAAUUAAACGGGAAACCAAUCCCAGGUACAUUCCCAGUGGUGCGAUUCCGCCUAAACACUGCCUCAAGGGAAGCUCGUGCUAACAUGCAACAAGAAAGAGAGUUCUCUGUGUGGGUUGGAGAUCUUAGCCCUGAUGUUGAUGACUACUCACUGUACAGAAUUUUCGCCUCAAAGUAUUCUUCUAUUAAAACCGCAAAAGUAAUCUUGGACAGCUCAGGUUAUACAAAAGGUUACGGUUUUGUGCGGUUUGGAAAUGAAGAGGAACAAAGGAAUGCUUUGUAUGCAAUGAAUGGUUACACAGGGCUUGGUUCAAAACCUUUGAAGAUUUGUACUGCUGUACCCAAACCUAAAUGUACAACUACUCCACAGAACCAGUCUGCACCAACCACUCCCAAUUCAACAUUCAACAAUGGAGCGGAGUACAAUCAAUACUAUGAUCCGUCCGCAUACUGGCAGAAUUAUUCUGCGUGGUCUGGCUACUACGGGCAGGGAGACCAGAGUGCGGCGCCUCCGCAGACCGUGCCUGUUGUCGACCCCUCUCAAGUCACCGCUGUGAAGGCCCAGACCGACGAACUAGCUCUAGUUGAGCAUAAAAAAGUUAUCGACGUUGACCUACUAAACCAAGAGUUUUUGGAUCCAGAGUUAUCGCUCUGGGACACGCUAGAAGAAUCCCAGUGGCUACCCAACGAGGUAGUGGAAGCGCAUUAGUUAUAACAUUAGUUUUAAGUGACGCGGAUAUUUUGUAAAUAAAUA